Messenger RNA from Bacidia gigantensis, 2049 nucleotides. RefSeq lists its product as uncharacterized. Gene Ontology annotation, cellular component: PCNA complex. NCBI's taxonomy places the organism in Eukaryota, Fungi, Ascomycota, Lecanoromycetes, Lecanorales, Ramalinaceae. Gene Ontology annotation, biological process: regulation of DNA replication; translesion synthesis; leading strand elongation. The record is from RefSeq and is a predicted model, not a curated record. Gene Ontology annotation, molecular function: myosin binding; DNA binding; DNA polymerase processivity factor activity. The transcript has 5 exons. The coding region runs from base 1 to 2049 and encodes 682 amino acids.
AUGCACGAAUUGGAUGCCGCAGUCAAUACAAGUAUUACAAUGAUCCAGGAAGUAGAGCUUCUGUCGCGCGGCUAUAACAUCUCCCCAAUGCCUCCCAUCUCCUGCGUUACCAGCAGUAGUGAGCCGAGGAGGUGCGCAAGGCUACGUCGAACACUACGCCGAACCCUUGAUUAUAUGUCUAAGCCGCUCUCUGAAGCUCACAAAGACCUCGCAGUCAAUGCCGUUAAAAUCGAUCUUGACAAGUAUAACGAGAUUUACGAGAUCAGUCGUAUGGAUAUUGAAGACGCCGAAAACGUUAUUGUUGCAGGGUCUCGCGAGCUCGAAGCUCCGGAAGCGCUCCUGGAAUUGAAGAUCGGCUUUCAUAGGCUUCAGACCCUGCGGAGACUACUGUUAUGUACGCUGCUAGCAUUAGAUUACGAUCAGGGAACGCCGAAUGUCUCAAAGUGGUUGGCAGCCAUCAAGAAUAUGGAUGAUUUGAUAUCCUUAACGACAGAAGCUGUCAUCCAAAUUUCCGAAGCCAAUGAGAACGAAGAAGCCUUCCCGACACCGCCGACCCCUCAAUGUCCCCUCACGCCCAAUCGAGAACGUGCGAAAGGCAAUAUGAAGCAGCUCAGCGGCCUUUCAGAGGGCAUCCGGAGUCUCUAUGCUAAAAUGCGACUCCUUCGUGAAGACGCUGAGAGAAGCUUUAGCAAACCAGGCACAAUUGACGGCUUGACAGAUACGCUUUUGCAUCAAUAUGAUUCUGUUGGUCUUGAUCUAAAGGAUUUGGUGCAGAACUGGGAACUGGGAAAAAUCGCGCUCACUUCAACGUUGAAAAUACAAAACCAAUCUAUGUCGCCCUCUACGCACCGUCUAUCGGUGCCGCUUUCGCCGAGCUCAAGUUUAGGCGGCUCGACGGCUGUUGAAGGAAGCCCGCAAGACGCAUUAUUGGCACUCAAAGGUAUUCCGCGCUCGUCGUCACGUUCCAGCGCCACCUCAAAUACCUCAGAUGAGCAGAUAUUUGAAGCAGUGGCAGCGCCUCGUCCUCGUAGUGCGUUGAACAGAAAUGAGAGGAUUGCACAAAUCAAGGAAGGCCGAAGGAAGCACGCCGAAGACGGCGAGAAGGCGCAAGCCACCACACAUUUGUUGAAGGAAUUGGAGACGGUUGUCGAUGCUAUCAAAGACCUCGUACAGGAUUGCAACUUUGAUUGCAAUGACUCGGGUGUUGCCCUCCAAGCCAUGGACAACUCCCACGUCGCCCUCGUCUCGAUGAUGCUGAAAGCAGAGUCCUUCUCACCAUUUCGCUGCGAUCGUAACAUCGCGCUUGGCAUCAACCUCAACUCCCUUAUGAAAGUGUUACGGUGUGCUCAAAAUGAAGACAUCUUGACGCUGAAGGCGGAAGAUGCCCCGGACGUGGUCAAUUUGGUCUUCGAGAGCAGUGAAAGUGAUCGGCUCAGUGAAUACGAUAUCAAGCUUAUGGAUAUCGACCAAGAGCAUUUGGGUAUACCUGAGACGGAGUACUCGGCCACCAUUAGCAUGCCAAGCGCGGAAUUUCAAAAGAUAUGUCGAGAUCUGAUGGCGCUUUCGGAAUCAGUGGCUAUUGAAGCCACGAAAGAAGGGGUCAAGUUUUCCUGCUCGGGCGACAUUGGCAACGGGGCCGUCACUCUGAGAAGCCACACAGACGUUGAGAAGCCCGAGCGCAAUGUUGAAAUUGCUCUCUCGGAACCAGUGGCAUUGACAUUCUCCCUGAAAUACUUGGUCAACUUUUGCAAAGCGAGCGGUUUGUCAGGCACAGUCAAGCUAUGCCUGUCCAAUGAAGUGCCACUGCUCGUGGAAUACGCUUUGGCAUCAAAUAGCUACUUGAGGUUCUACCUCGCCCCAAAGGUUAGUCGGGCCUUCAAGAUUGAGUCGGCUAGAAUACUAAUACAGUGCAGAUUGGAGAUGAAGAAUGAAUACGGUGGUUGGAGCGAGAGGAGUACCAGACGAGGCCAAGCCGAAAGGGAACAGCGUCCUGAGUCCUGGCUUAUGCGAAAGGAUGGUACCCUCGCAACGACGGGAUAUGCAUAUUGA